AUGGCUCUCGCACCCAAGUUUGCUGGACAAGCUCUCUCGAGCACCCGUGGUGUCCAUACCCUGGAACUUUUCCUUGAUUAUGUCUGUCCUUUCAGUAAGAAGCAAUUCGACACCUUCUACAACGACGUCGCUCCCAUCGUCGAACAAAAGUACUCCAACAACCUCCAAGUCAUCUUCCGCCAGCAGAUCCAACCAUGGCACCCUUCCUCCACUCUCGUCCACGAAGCCGCCGUUGCAGUCCUCCGUACCGAUCCCUCAAAGUUCUGGCCCUUCUCCGCUGCUCUGUUUGACAAGCAAACCGAGUAUUUUGACGUCAACGUCGUUAACGAGACUCGCAACCAGACUUACAAGAGACUUGCUAAGCUUGCUGCUGGUGUUGGUCUGGACGAGAGCAAGAUUUAUAGCCAGCUGGAGAUUUCUGACAAGCCUGGUCCGGAUGGAAGUUUGAAUUCCGGCAAUCAGGUGACCAAUGAUCUCAAGUUGCUCAUUAAGGCCGGUCGUUUGGUUGGCGUUCACGUCUCGCCUACCGUUUUGUUCAACGGUCUCAACGAACCAAGCAUCUCGAGCAGCUUCACAAAGAAGGAUUGGGAGGAGUGGCUGCAGAAGAAUGUGGUUUGA
Messenger RNA from Aureobasidium namibiae CBS 147.97, 618 nucleotides. RefSeq lists its product as uncharacterized. NCBI's taxonomy places the organism in Eukaryota, Fungi, Ascomycota, Dothideomycetes, Dothideales, Saccotheciaceae. The coding region runs from base 1 to 618 and encodes 205 amino acids. The transcript has 3 exons. The record is from RefSeq and is a predicted model, not a curated record.